Molecule: messenger RNA, 749 nt
Organism: Brassicogethes aeneus
Lineage: Eukaryota; Metazoa; Arthropoda; Insecta; Coleoptera; Nitidulidae
Source: the annotation of a GenBank genome assembly
AGUUACAGAAAAAAAAGUUCCAUCAUGAAUGACCCAGGUUUUCCAUCUCAACACACAACUACCACAACUACAACUACGGUUCAAACUAAUAUUAGGUUUGAUCCAACCUAUAUUAAGACAAUACCAGGAAUGCUAAAAAUUGCUGAAGUUGUUCUUAAUUUACUGGGAUUUAUUUGCAUCGAAGCCAGUGGUGUAUAUUCACAUGCAUCCAGAGGUUCAUGGUUUAAUUUUGUAUCGAUGACUGCAUUUUGGUUUACUGGUAUUUUAUUGGCUUUGUACUUGUUCCAUGUUAUUGAAGUAUCUUACAAAAUACCCUGGUUGAAAAUCGAAUUUGUUUUCUGUGCCCUAUGGACUCUCUUCUAUCUUAUAGCAGCCUCGUUGGCUGUCAGCUUUAACCAUGAAGCCUAUUCUGCUGCAGGGUUCUUUGGAUUCUGCGGCAUGGUCGCAUAUGGAUUUGAUGCUUUUCUCAAAUUCAAAAGUGUUAAAGAAGGACAACUUGCUCAGGGAGAAAGAGUAGUUAAUAAAGAAACAACAACAGUUACAACUGCUUAUUAAUUAGUAUUAUUGAUAUUUUAACAUGAAUCUAUUAUGGAAUGGUAAAACCAAAAAUAUCCUAUAAGAAUUGUUUACAAAUUUACUUUAUUGAGAUUUAUAAUUGUUAUUGUUUUUUAUUGAUAUAGCUAUAUCAUUUUUAAAAUGAUUAGGUAUUUCAAAAUUUAUUUUUCGAAUUUUAUAUAUACAGAAACUUU